CGUGUGAAGUUGAUAACAAACACGAGACUCCUCCUGAAGAAAAGCCAACCCCACGCGAAGAAGAAGAGGAAGCAAAGCAAAGGCACCAAAAACAAAAGAAAGAAAGAGCAGAAUAAGGUGUCUCUCUCUUGGACUGAUUCUUUCCAAUCGCAUCUCUUUCUCUCUCUUUCCCUCCCUCCCUCCCCUGUUCUACCUAUAUAUCAAACAAAGGGAACAAAGAAGCAAAGAAAGAAAGAGAAGCAUAACAAACAAGGCAAAGGCAAGAGGCAGAAAGUAGGUGAAAAACCAAAAUAAAGAAGAAGAAAUGAGAGGAAGGGUGAUUAAUUGGGUUAUGCUUCACCAGCUUGUUCUUGAGCUUAUUAUCAUUCAUUCUUGAUUGCUUGAUCGAUUCCUUAUCUUCUUUCAUCUUUAUCUUCUUCAAAGUUUAUUGCUUUCCCUUCACAUUGCUGUAAUGGCCGUUCAAGCUCAAUACCCUUCAAAUGUCCUCCUCUUAAACAGAGGUGGACAAGAGGAGCAUGAGUUUUCAUUGCAGCAACAAGCAGGAGGAGUUUUUGUUGAUCAAUCCCAUAUGUUCUUCAACAAUAAUAAUCCACGGAAAAGAGGAAGAGAAGUUGCAGGGGCGGCAAUAACAACGCCAAUCAAUUCAUUUUCUUUGCAAACGCAACCGCCUCAGUUGAUAGACCUUUCUCAACUCCACCAACCAAAUGUAGUCUCCACCGGCCUCCGCUUAUCUUUUGGCGACCAACAACAAAACCUGCAGCAAAAUCAAAAUCAAAGUUAUCAACAACAACAGCACCAUCCCCAACAACAAAAUCUUGGUUCCAACUCCUCUGCUUUUUUGGCUAUAGUAUCCGAUGAUUUGGCAUCCCAAAUCAAACGUCAGAGAGAAGAAUUGGAUCAUUUUCUUCGAGCCCAGGGUGAGGAAUUACGGCGCACGUUAGCGGAGAAAAGGAAUACGCACUAUCGUGCGCUCCUGGGCGCAGCGGAGGAAUCGGUGUCAAGGAGGUUAAGAGAAAAAGAAGCGGAAGUGGAGAAAGCAACGCGACGGAACGCCGAGUUGGAGGCACGGGUGGCGCAACUUAGCGUGGAGGCGCAGGUUUGGCAGGCGAAAGCCAGGGCACAGGAGGCAACGGUGGCUUCAUUACAAGCGCAGCUCCAACAGGCCAUAAUCAGCAGAGGGGCUGCCUUGGCGCAGGAUAGCAGGAGAGGGGAGGAGGGGCAAAAGUGCUGGGGAGGAGUGGAGGGCCAGGCGGAGGACGCUGAGUCGGCUUACGUGGACCCGGAGCGGGUGGCUGCUUCGGGACCGGCUUGCAAGGCGUGUAGGUCACGUGUCGCGGCGGUGGUGCUCCUGCCCUGUCGGCAUCUUUGCUUGUGUACAGAGUGUGACCGAGUGGCGCAGGCCUGCCCGCUUUGCUUCACCGUCAGGAAUUCUAGCGUUGAGGUUUUUCUUUCUUGAAAAAAAAAGUCAAAACCAAAAAUAAAAAUCAAAAUAACCUAUGAAUUUAAUAAUAAAAUUUCCGUUUCUAUCUUUUUUUUUCCCUUUUUUUUUUUUUCGCUUUUGGGGUCUGAUAUAAUGGUUAUUCACCCAAGCCCCGGAAAUUUUACUUUCUUUUUUUUUUUUACCUUGCUUCCCCUCUCGGAGGUUAUGUACAUGGCCACUUGGUUAGUUGCAUUUUUUUUUUGUCUUUUUCUUUUUUUGGAAAUUAAAUUCAUAUAUUCUUUUAUUUGAUAAAUCCUUUGGUCUUAGUUAAUUUCGAUUGUUUUGCAUGGUAAAUGGAUGAAUGUAAUUGCUCCUUCAGAAAGAAUGUCCAAUGUGAUAUAACGGUUUAAGCUUUAGUAAUUGUUUUCAUUGAAAAAAGAAUCCAUAGUUUCAUCUGCCUCCAUUUUAUACAAAAUAAAUCAAAGAGAUAAGUAAUCGAUUUGCCCAUAAUUGUUUGAAGUUAGAUAGGGAAAACUCAUGAAUUUCAUGUUUCUUAAGCUUCCAUUGUAUACUUUUCUGAUGAAAAUGUUUAGAAUUUUUAGAAUUUUAACUUGUUUUUUUAUG
This is a messenger RNA of Durio zibethinus, 2044 nucleotides long. Its product is annotated as SBP (S-ribonuclease binding protein) family protein. The record is from RefSeq and is a predicted model, not a curated record. Lineage: Eukaryota; Viridiplantae; Streptophyta; Magnoliopsida; Malvales; Malvaceae. Gene Ontology annotation, molecular function: ubiquitin-protein transferase activity.